CCUUUGGGUCCUGGCUGCCCUGUGCAUGCUGCUGCUUUGCCAAACUCUGUUACCUCCGCCUGUACCCGCUCCGCCGCAAGCUAUUCCAGGUUAUGAAAACCGGUCUGGCAUACAUGCAAACUUCAGUCCCCUGGCCAGCAGUACCUAGGGAGACGACUCUGCUAUGACCCCACACACAAUUCAGGAUGUUGAUAGAUGGCCUUGGGUUAUGCGUUUGAUUGGAUUGUAACAGUCGAGGUUAUCCCUGUGAAUCACGAGGCAUUGUUUUUGCUGCUAUCAUAAUCACUGAUUGAGCAAGUGCAGUAAGUGAUUGGAAAAGGCAGCUACUCUUACAUAAUCAUCACAGUUGCCAUGGUGCAGGUGAGAGAGGUCAUGGGGCCAUGGGCAGCUCCAGGGUUGGGGUCAUUCUCUUCAGAUUUCGUCAUGUUCUCUCUGCUCUUCCUCCUCCUCUCCAUCAUCCUCGCCCUCUGCACUAACUGUAGAAGGCAUUCCUUUACGCUCCGGGAUGGUGGUGAGGAGAUGGACAGAACCCAGUCACAGCUGGUCAGAGUGGUGAAGCUAGAGGAUGCCCUGGCCGCCAGGGAGAACCCAAUGAUCAAUGACAUCAGAAAAGAUGAGAGUGAUUUCAGUCCCAGACCUGAGGACAGUGUCAUUGGUGUCCCAGAGCAGCCUCCUGCUGAUCAGGAUGUCACCUGGUUGAAACCCUGGAGGAGCUACAGGGAGCCACCUGAUCAAGGUGAUUCUCCAAGUGCCUUGCAGAUUGCCAACAGAACCCCCCUGGCCAUGACGGUUAUAUCUCCUUCGCUUCCCACAACCGUCGACAUUGGUGACCUGAGUGAUGUCCUGAACUUUACACCUGAGCUCCACUUUAUCCCAGCCCCCGUUGCCAUGUUGGAAGUUGACACCCCCCUUGAAUCUUUGUCCCCACCUGUCUAUUCAGAGGACACCCUAGAUGCCACCAUCGUGAGCAGCUUUGAACCUGUUGCUGUCCCCAUCCUUGAACUUGUGGAAGCCCCCAUCGUGGAUCUCCCCAUCGUGGAUCUCCCCAUCAUGGAUGUCACCAUUGUGAACAGCCUUGAACCUCUGCAAGCCCCAAUCGUGGAUGCACCCAUCGUGAGCAGCCUUGAACCUGUUGAACAUGCGGAUGCCACUGUCAUUAAUGACCUUGAUAUCCUGAAUGCUCCAGUUGGCUUAGAGAACCUGGAUGCCCCAGUCAUCAACAAUCUUGACACACUGGUGCUGGAUGCCCUCAUUGUAAACAGCCUUGAACCUGUGGACAUCCCUGUCAUCAAUGACCUUGGCACUCCAGAUCCCCCAAUCGUAAAUAUUCUUUACACCCUGGAGCUGGAUGCUCCCAUCAUAGAUGUCCCCAUCAUGGACAGCCUUGCACCUGUGGAAUUCCCCACCAUGAAUGACAUUGACCUCCUGGAGGCCCCUGCGGAGUUCAGCUCCAGCUUUAACCCUCAGCUUGAAGUAGAGGUUCAUGUGGAGGGUGAGGGCCAGAACCAGGGGCUUUCUCUCUAUGUCCGACCCCAGCAUACCUAUGAGGUCAUUGGGGAGCCCAAUCCUAAUGAACACUCUGUGGAAGUGGACCUGGCAACAGCAAGCUCUCAAACCAUAGCUGAACUGGUCAAUAAAUCCACCACACAUUCUGACAAUGACACAACCACAGUCACUGAGCCAGCGGACCUGGCAAGCCCCGGCUAUGAGACUAUAGCUGAACUGGUCCAGGAUUCGAGUGCAACCACACUGCCUGAUGAUGACCCUAUCACAACCACAGUCACAGAGCCAGGGGAUCUGAUAACCCCUGACUAUGAAACCAUAGCUGAACUGGUCCAUAAAUUGAGCGCAACCACACUGCCUGAUGAUGAGCCAAUAACAACCACAGUCACAGAGCCAGAAGGGCUUGACCUUACAAGCCCUCUCUCAUUGGUAGAGGAGGGUUUCUGUGACAGGGGGUGGAAUCCAAUGUACGCUAGAGUGAGAAGGACGCUUAGUAAAAGUACCACCCCACCCCCUGUGCUUCCAUCGGAGGAUGAGGAACUGGAUGGAUUUUCACCUCCAUUACCAGAGAGAAGUGGAGAGAUGGAGGGAUGAUCAUCGUGAAUAUCUCAUAAGACUUCAAAUGUGUGUUACGUCAUCAAUUAUAUUUAUAUAGACUCAGCUGUGUCAUUUCUAGAUGUAACAUGUCUCAGAUGAUGAAGAUAAGGGUUGUACCCAGUCCACAUCUUAAACGAUCUCAUAUGAGACAGGUAUCUCACUGUCCUAUCCUUCAUACUAUUUCCAGUCCUUUCAUUAGCUUAGCAUUAAACACUGUACAAUGCUAUGCUACAUAUUCCAUAAGGAAGGACCCUAAGCCCAGAGUAGAACUGGGUCACCUAACAUGUUCCAGAGUAGGCAUUAUGUUAGUAAAUACAAACACAUUACAGGGUGAAGUGGCAAUUACGCAGUAAUAAACCAUUGAGUUACUAGUUUAUUUUAGAUUCAUUCAAAAGGGUCCACUUAAGACUCUUUCCCUCUCUAGAAUUACAAACCUUAUACUUUAAUGACAAUAGUGGUGCAUUCUUAAUAAAUAAUUAAUGUAUGUCAACAAAGUAAAUGGACAACAUUAUGGGCGUGUCCCAAUACCCAUACUUAAAUAGAAGGCUUUUUGGGUAUGCAAAAAUGUGUUGUGUGUCAUUUCGAAAAUGUAGUAUGAUUUAAGUGCAAGGAUGUCAUACUAAUUUUGGCUUUAAAUCCAUUAGAAUUUGCGUGUAGAGAAUGACGAAGGACUCCAGUGGCCAAAAACGUGUUUUAUCAUGGACAUUGAGGACUUUCACCAUUUUGAAGUAGUUAACUGGGUGGGAUAUAUAUAUCAUAUAAUUCCAUCCAGGUCCAAGGAUGGAUCAGCCAAUGAAUUAUACUUGUGCGCAAACAUUCCAUAACUGUUGUGGCAGUAAAUCGCCAACCUUGGCUUUAUACCUGUUUAGACAACACACUCCGGAUGGCAGUAUGCAACCGUGGUUUGUUUACCAACUGUACUAAAAUGUACUACUUUAAAAUGGAGAUGCCUCAAUGGUGCCAUAAUGGGACAGAUACAAUGUUGUGUCCUAUAACUAUCUCUAUGAAUUUGCUGCACACAAUUGAGGAAGAUAAUUGUCUUUUCACACAAGUAUUUGACAACAGCUGAUAAUCAGAAUAGGGGACAUGCUCUACAAAAAUGUACAAAUAGCAGGGAACAAGUGCAUUUGAGCAUUCGAUGACACCUUUUCAGUAUGGCUGAGUGGUAUGUUGAUAUUUGUUGCUUACUGCAUACAUUUCUACUAAACAGUACAUUGUAAAUAGUAUGUUGUAAUAUUAGUACACAGUAUGUAGUUUUAGUAAAUAGUGGGCAAGUAGGCAUUUCCAUUUAUUUAUUCAAAGCUUUACAGGCGAGGGGUAAAACCAAUCAUUUAGAAUUCAUGUACAAUAUAAAACAAAUAUAAAUUCAGUGUUGUAAAAUGUAUAUUGUCAUUAUUAGAGCAUAUAGGCUGAGCAGAAUGAAAUACAAGAGGACAGAUGAAAUACACCAUUACAAUACCACA
Molecule: messenger RNA, 3563 nt
Organism: Oncorhynchus kisutch (coho salmon)
Lineage: Eukaryota; Metazoa; Chordata; Actinopteri; Salmoniformes; Salmonidae
Exons: 9
Coding region: 352-2097 (581 amino acids)
Source: RefSeq, a predicted model, not a curated record